Manis pentadactyla (Chinese pangolin) is the source of this 1308-nucleotide messenger RNA. RefSeq names its product chibby family member 2 (gene CBY2). The transcript has 3 exons. Bases 1 to 1308 code for a protein of 435 amino acids. The record is from RefSeq and is a predicted model, not a curated record. NCBI's taxonomy places the organism in Eukaryota, Metazoa, Chordata, Mammalia, Pholidota, Manidae.
AUGUCACCUCCGGAAUGCUCUGAGUGCUUUGGUGACCAUCGUCUGCGUAGGACUUAUACCUGGCACCUCACAUUGCACUCACAGCCAAACAUUAUAAGAGAUACCAGACCUGAAAGCCUAGAAAUUCCAGUCAAUGUGAUUCUACCUCAGAGGGGCACAGCUGAGCCCUUCCUGAGGCUCCUCAACUUGUACCCAACCCCACGCUGUGCCAGGCAGGCCACCCUGCCCAGGCUGAGCCGCAGGGUGGUCAGCCAGCAUUCCUACCCACUGAAUUGCUUCUCCUCUGUGCCCUUGGACCCCUUGGAGCACCCCACCUCCCAGGCAGACCUUGAGCUGGAUUACAAUCCUCCCCGUGUGCAGCUCAGCGAUGAGAUGUUCGUCUUCCAGGACCGGAGGUGGGUGAGCAAAAACCGCCGCCUGCAGUCCUCCUACUUCUCCCCCUCCUCCUCCUUCCACCACAAGCUGCAGCCCAAGAGGCUGUCCAGGGAGCUCCUGCUGCGGGACGAGAACAAGGCCCUCUGCCAGGAGAACAAGAUCCUGCAGAGCUUCUGGGAGGAGCACAAGACCACUCUGGGCUGGGAGGAGAGCAGGGCCUCCUCGCCACUGCUGCCCAAGGACAGCACGUCCCUGGAGGCGGCGAAGAAGGACCCGGCCCUGCAGAUGCACCGCAGCAAGGAGGACGGCACCCUUCAGCUCCUCAGGGGGGAGAACUGUGCCCCGAAGCAGCUGCUUGAGCAGAGAAGGGCCUACUGGGCCCAGGUGGGGAAGACGACCCCUGCUGAGGAGGACAGGCGGGCCCCCCUGCUCCACGAGGAGCCCCACAGCCCCAGGCUGCUGCCGGACCAGGGCCCAGGCCUCUCUUCUCCCUCUGAGGAGCCAAAGCCCUGGGACCUGCAGGAGGACCCCAAGACGCUCCGUGCCCUGCGUGAGAUGGUCAACAACCUCUCUUCGUCUUCCAGGCAGGAGGAAAGCAGAGGCGGCCCUGGCCUGCCUGACGGGGGCCAGUCGCUGGAGCUGCUGAGAGAGAUGAACCAGGUGAGGCAGGCCCUGCAGUCCCUGCAGGAGGAGAACCAGAACGUGCAGGCCCUGCAGGAGGAGCACAGGGCCCUGCACGUGCUGCGUGAGGAGCACAGGGCUUUCCGGGAGGAGAGCAGGGCCCUGUGGGAGAACAACACGCUGCAGCUGCAGCAGAGGCUGGUCAUCGACACAGUGACAGAGGUCCCCACCAGGAUGCAGACGCUCGUCGAGGAACUCUCUGCCUUAACGCCGGCCAGGAGCAAGGAACCCAAAAAGCCCAGCAGGGUCUGA